GUUAUUCUUGUUUUAAAUAAUAUUAUUGAUACUUUAAUAUAUUUCUAUAAAUGGACAAUCAACAAUGUAUAGAAAUUACCUUGAAAAAUCCCAAUCCAAUAUUUGAGAAAUGGAUUGAACGUUGGCUGGAAGAAGCCAUUAAAAAAAACUACAAAUCACAACACAGAAUGCGAGAAGCACUCCAAUCACUACGUCAAUUUCCUCUUCCACUUGCCACCGGAAGAGACUGUGCGAUUUUACGAGGAUUUGGUCAAAAACUAUGUGAUCUCAUUGAUCAAGAACUGCAACAACAACGCGAAACCGAUCCAGCUUCGAUAUUAAAUACAACAGCUAGCACAUAUUCGAAUGACAUCAAAACAGUCGUUAAAUCUGUUCAAAAAUCUAAAAAAGAAUCAAAAAAGAGAGAACUUACUGAAAAACAAAAGGCCAAACAAUUAGAACUUGAAGAAGCUCAGGAACAAAUCAUUGCCAGUCCGGGUACCUUUCGAAUACUUCUUCUUGUCGAUAUUCAAGAGACAAAUGGCAAAACCAAGAAAACAUUCGACAAAACCCGAGAUUACAUUGAAAAGCUACAAAUUCCUCACGAAGUUCGUCGUCUCACAAUCGGAGAUUUUACAUGGAUAUGUCGUGAUGAACGAGGCAGAGAACUUGUCCUUCCUUACAUAGUUGAACGUAAACGAAUGGACGACUUUGCGAGUAGCAUUCGCGAUGGUCGUUUCCAUGAGCAAAAGUUUCGACUGAAAAGUAGUAAGAUUCAGAAUUUGAUUUAUUUAAUAGAAAACUAUGGAAACAAUGAACAUGUUGGUUUGCCAGUGCCAACUUUACUUCAAUCAGCUGUGAAUACACAAGUUCAUGGUGAUUUUCAAAUCAAAUACACCAACAACCAUUGGGAGUCGAUUUUGUAUUUGAAAGCAAUGACUAGUUCGUUAAUUCGUCACUACAAAGAUAAGCUAUUGAUAAGUACAGCUAAGGAAGACAUCCAAUGUUGUACGCCACAUGAUUCUACAAUUGGUUUGUUGAAAUUUAAAGAUUUCUAUGAUGAUUCAUCACGAAAUAGUGGACUGACUAUUCGUGAUAUUUUUAUAAAACAGUUAUUGCAAUUGCGAACAUUGUCGAUGGAACGUGCCAUAGCUAUUGUUAAUAAGUAUCCUACCCCAAAAGCUCUGUUGUUAGCCUACGAUGCUUGUGCGACGAAAGAGGAGGGACAACUUUUGCUAGCGGCGCUUCCUUGUGGUCAACUAAGUAGACCUUUAGGUGUUUCUAUAAGUACAAUCAUUUAUGAUUUUUAUACGAGUUAUUUUGAAUAAAUUGGGAAAUAAGUCUGACAAGAAUAAAUAUCUUAUAAUAAGUAA
Episyrphus balteatus (marmalade hoverfly) is the source of this 1352-nucleotide messenger RNA. It is a transcript of the gene mus81, whose product is annotated as crossover junction endonuclease MUS81. Gene Ontology annotation, biological process: DNA catabolic process; double-strand break repair via break-induced replication; mitotic intra-S DNA damage checkpoint signaling. Gene Ontology annotation, cellular component: nucleus; Holliday junction resolvase complex. Gene Ontology annotation, molecular function: 3'-flap endonuclease activity; DNA binding; crossover junction DNA endonuclease activity. Lineage: Eukaryota; Metazoa; Arthropoda; Insecta; Diptera; Syrphidae. The coding region runs from base 51 to 1307 and encodes 418 amino acids. The transcript has a single exon. The record is from RefSeq and is a predicted model, not a curated record.